Molecule: messenger RNA, 828 nt
Organism: Pedinophyceae sp. YPF-701
Lineage: Eukaryota; Viridiplantae; Chlorophyta; Pedinophyceae
Source: the annotation of a GenBank genome assembly
AUGACUGCCGCGUGCAUCUCGGGCCUCACCUCGUCCUUCAUCAUGCGAGGCGUCUUCCGGAAUCUCAAGGAAAACCUCCUCGACCCGUUCGAGGCGGACACCUUCGUGCGCAUGAACCCCGACCACAGGCUUCAGGGGCGCGACUUGGAACUUCGAAUCAAGGACCUGCAAAUGGCGAUGGACGAGAUCGAGCCGGUGCGGGCGUGGAUCGGGGUGCAAGACCAGUACAAGAUCGAGGACUGCGGCCCGCCGCCCGAGCCAUGGCCGGAUCUUGGCUGGUUCUGCCAGCUCUCCUACCGUGAAGACGACCGCUCUUCGUACGUCAGCCUGGGUCGGCAUCACAAGUUCGCGAUGCAGUUCUUGAAGAUCCAUGACUGCGGCACCAUGAUUCGCGAGCACGAACGCGAGGCGCGUCAGGGCGUCAUGUACUCCUACGUGUUUCGUCUGCGCACCGACGUCAAGGUUACGGCGUUCGACCCCCUCUCGUUCUACGACCGCGUGGAGCAGCUGCGGCACAAGGGGGGGCAUGCUGAGGCGUGCCUGGUCCCGACGCGUGACGUGCCCUUCGAGCGGGGCGCCGCAAAUCACUUCGGGUUCUGUUCGCGUGGGGCUGCGGAGGGCCUGUUUGAGUUCCACAACUACAUCAUGUCGGACGAGUUCCUCAGCGAAUGCAGAGACGUCGACUACAGCCCUGAGUACCUGUACACCUACUACUUGAAGACGAAGUUCGACACUGCCUUCGAAAUGCUCCCUGAAAUGGGCCAUGCCACCUGGAGGGGUGGACAAGGCCUUGCGCCGAUACGUACUGGCAUACCGAGUGCGAUCUGA